This is a messenger RNA of Dentiscutata heterogama, 173 nucleotides long. NCBI's taxonomy places the organism in Eukaryota, Fungi, Glomeromycota, Glomeromycetes, Diversisporales, Gigasporaceae. The record is from the annotation of a GenBank genome assembly.
UACCGGAACAUGAAUUACAUCAUAUCAAAAAUGCUAUUGUAAAAGAGCUACAAAAAUGGUUAAAAAAUCAUUACUCAAAAGUUGAAAACCAGGUUUUUUCAAUUCAUUAUAGCAAAAAUAGUUUUGUUGAAGCAAUUGAUCAACUAACUGAAAUAUUUGGAGAUAAUCAAUAG